GAGAGAAAGAGUGAGUUGUAGGAAGACCAUUGAUUUUUCUGUUGUUCUAUCGCAUCAUAUCAUCAUCACCAUCCUCAUGUGAUGUUGUAGCGCUCUUCACUCUCAGAGCGCGUAAAUGGCACAUCUUCACCUUCUCCGAUUGCAAUUCCGAUUAUCCUCUUCCUCUACCUCUCUCUUCACCGCCCCUAACUCCGCCUCUGCCACCACCCUCUUCUCUCCCCUCGCCUAUUCUUCGCCUGCACCACCGCCUCCUCCCACUCUUGCUUUCGCGCCCAGAAAGCACCUUCCCUCUUUCAAGGUAUGUGCAACUGUUGCUGAAACUGGUCAGCCAAAAUGGUGGGAAAAGAAUGCACCAAACAUGGUUGAUAUUCACUCCACGCAAGAAUUUCUGAGUGCUUUGAGUCAAGCUGGAGAUAGACUUGUUAUUGUUGAAUUUUAUGGAACUUGGUGUGCUUCUUGCCGAGCAUUAUUCCCUAAGUUAUGCAGAACCGCUGAAGAAAACCCCGAAAUUCUUUUUCUCAAAGUAAAUUUUGAUGAGAAUAAGCCAAUGUGCAAAAGGCUGAAUGUUAAAGUACUUCCUUACUUCCACUUUUAUCGCGGAGCUGAGGGGCAGCUUGAAUCAUUUUCAUGUUCACUUGCCAAGUUUCAAAAAAUAAAGGAUGCCAUCGAGAUACAUAACACGGCACGAUGCAGCAUUGGUCCACCUGUGGGCAUUGGCGAUCUGCUUGCUGAACCUUCCUCUGUUGCCAAGGAUAGACCUGCGGAAUCUGUGUAAGCAUAGUACUUGUAUCUUGUAUUCACGCAUUUGUAUUAUAAGCUAUCUCACAGAGGGAAACCCCAAAGAAACUUAUAAUAUAUGUACUCUGUAUAUUUACUACUUUAUUUUUUUGCUUUUAGAAGGAUGCCUAGCAGAAUUGUUUCUUCUGUCUCAUUCUUGACCAUUCAUUAGCUGAUUGUAAUCGUGUACUUUUAAGCUUCUGUGAAAUGAAAUGUUAUGAUUUAAUUCUUUUGCUA
Messenger RNA from Vigna unguiculata (cowpea), 1014 nucleotides. RefSeq names its product thioredoxin-like 2, chloroplastic. Lineage: Eukaryota; Viridiplantae; Streptophyta; Magnoliopsida; Fabales; Fabaceae. Gene Ontology annotation, cellular component: chloroplast. Gene Ontology annotation, biological process: cell redox homeostasis. The record is from RefSeq and is a predicted model, not a curated record.